UUCGAGCUCAAAGGUGUAGAAGGUUUCUAAUUGAAGUAUUGCUUCAAAUUACUGCCUUUUCAAGCGUUUAAACUUCAUGUUUACCACAUAACACAGGGAAUCUUACAUUGGAAGCCACAGUUAUUCGUCUGUUGUGUAAAAUCAGAAACUUAUUAACGUCUGAAAGUCUCGAAAGCUGCUUUGUUCAGUCAAGCAAAUAGAAGCACUUUAUAGUUCUAAUCUCGCUUUAGAUUACAAGUCUAAUGUUGCUUUUCAUCGAACUUCUACCAGAACGAAUCUAGAAGACAUACCACUAAAUUGAUGAGCGAUUAAUAAAGAAGAAAGGCUUGUGAUUUGUCUCUCAAAUACACUUUAUACCUWCUUUGGGAUCUGRAGGUKAAUCUGAGUAMAUACACCAGUGAUGCCCUUCGAAGAUAACUUAGGAUAUAGAACACCACCAGCAGAUGGAAGUGAAGGAACAGCUUCAAUCAAACUGACUCUUAAAGGCAAGGAGGAACCAUUGAAACUGAAUGGUUGUUUUAUUCCUUAUGAUGAAAAUUUGAAGAAGCUGAUUAAUGAUCAAACAUAUUUGGGAAAACAUGAGAAAACAAAGUUUUUCAUAUAUUUUUGUUGUAUGGAUAAGAAUUUGGAAAACAAUGUCGUGAAAACUGAGAUAAAUGCUCACCGCUUUACUAAACCAAACAGAGAUAAACAAUGUACUAUAGAUCACGGACCAGAGAGUGCAUUCUUUCUCUAUAAAGAAUGCCAUGUAUUUUUGCCAGCCUGUCAUAUAGACCUAAAGACAACAGAAUUUGAGAAAUUCCUAGAAAAGUAUAGUAAGAAAAUUCCCUCUCAAUUCCAUCAAGUCACAGCAAAUGGCCAGUAUAAAGGACUAACACAGAACGAUGGAUUAGUUAAAUUCCUACCAGUCAAGUUAACAUCAAGCAAUGGAUGCCAAGUUUUGGAAGAUAGCAGCUUCAUUAAGGUGGUGAAUGGCCCAUUCCUGGACUCCAAUGAAGUAGUUGGAUAUUGCUGCAAAGAAUCAGAUGGUAGCAGAAUAAAUGUCUACAUGCUAGGAACACAAGAUGUAACAGUAGUCUCAUCAGGAAUAACUGGCCCAUCUCGAGAMGUGGAAUUGUAUUCCGCCAAACUCAAGGAAGCGAUAACAAAGCAAACAGACUUGCUACCAAGAGGAAUAGCUCAAUCAAMACUGAAAACUGACGAUAUAUUCACAAAUCUAACUGUCUACCAAGGCAAACAAAAAUCUCUACAAGAAAAAAMCCAAGAAGAUCAYCGCACACGAAAAACKGUGACCAAAAUCACAGAGAUAUUYGUUGACGAAAACGAAGACAAYCCAAAAACAAUUUUGGUUUCAGGCGAACCUGGUAUCGGAAAAACGAUGUUCUCGCACAAAAUCGUYAGAGACUGGUCAACAAAUUGCAUAUCGAUCCCURAWAUYAARUUSACKUACCUGAUAAYGUUCAGGCAACUWGUCAUGCUUGGCAACMAAGAGCUCACCCUCAGAGAACUGCUUAAUCGCUCUCCUUUCYUGAACACAAGCACCAUGAUGGACGAUACARUAAUGGCGCACGCCAUUCACCAUUCAGAGCAGUUCUUCGUUGUCCUUGAUGGCUUUGAUGAAUACAAAGACCACAACAAAAUAUUGGGAAGUUAUGAAAGCCAAUUCCCCAAUGAUGCAGAAACCAAGAUGCCGAUAGCUGCCUUGAUGAGCAAACUAAUCCGAAGAAAGAUCUUGUGCGAUUCAGUCAUCAUGAUAACCUCAAGACCGGGCGAAGCCAGCAAGUUAGAUGAAAAACUGCACUUUGACCGAUGUGUAGAAAUUACAGGUUUCUCAGAAGAACAGGUCCUUCAAUAUGUUGAGAAGUAUUUCCACUCUAAACCAGAAGAAGUAAAAAAGAUGGCCAUGGAGAAAGUCAAAGGAACCGCACAUUACAUGUCAUUUGGUCGCGUCCCUCUGAGGUGUUUGUUCGUGUGCCAAGUCAUCGAGUGGGAAAUCAAAAACAAAAUUACUAGAAAUAAUUUAGUUCCCCUUACACUCGCUCAGUUUUAUCGUGAUAUUAUUAGUUGCCUAGAAAGAGCUAAUAGAGAGAUGGAUAGUUUAGAUGAAGAAGCGGCAUCGUUGGCUGUUGAGAAAACCCUCAAUAACUUUUCUGAACUAGCCGCACAGUUAGCUGAACAAAAACGCUUUAUUUUCACACAAAAAGACUUAGAAAAGCUAAAAUUACCUGAAAAUGAAACAUCUUACCUUAAAUCAAGUAGUUUAAUAUUUUGUUAUCCUGUUGCCAGUGAUUGUCCAUUCCCACAAACAACUCUUGAGUAUAGUUUCUCACAUUUAACAAUUCAAGAGUUUUUUGUUGCUUGUCAUUUGGUGAAGAAGCGUGCAAUGGCGGCACAAGAAACCUCUGAAAUGGUGCACAUAUUCACGAGUGGUUUGUUGGGUUUAGAUAAGGAGAACAACAACGAUAAAUGUAUGUCGAAAGUACUAGAGUCUGUAUGUAAACAAGUGGAGUAUAAAUGGAGACAACGCGUUGUGUUAUUGCGCUGUCUCCAUGAGUACGGCCAAGAGAAAGAAUUCACAAGACAAGAACUGACUACAAAUCGUGACUACAGAUACUGGUCUAGUCGUGGGGGGUUUGUAUUACGUGGUGUAACCGACACGGACUGUGAUGCACUCGCUAUGUUAGUAGAAUCCACUGCUACAUCAAUGUCAUCACCACCACACACAUUGUACAUUGAAUACUCACAGAUAACCAUUACCGUGUUAAAUAGAUUGUUGUCAUCUCUGAUUCAUUCAAACUGCACAAUCACUGUACUAUGGCUGGUGUGGUGUCGUUUGAAUGAUGAACAUGUAAAGUGUUUGUGUAAAUAUUUAAACAACACUCACAUCACCUCGCUAAUCCUGUCUCACAAUAACAUAUCAGAUGUAGGGGUGCAUCACAUUGUCCAUAACAUACCUAGUAAACUAACCCAUCUAUACCUGCAAUAUAAUCCAGUAUCUGUAGAAGUUAUUGAGAGAAGUAAACAAUUCUGUAAGGAUAAUUAUCCUGGACUUAGGUUCCACAUAGAUAAUUUAAUAUUAGACUCAGGUUUGUAGUGAUAAAAAUAUUUCAACACAACAAAAAUCACAUCAAACCAUUUAUUUUUCAUCAUUUCUUGGUAGUUUUCUACAAUAGUGUAUUUUACUUUUUUUCAUAAUAGGAAUAGCUCCUAAAUUGUAGCCUUAUAGUUCUUGAUAUUUCGAAAUUCAGAACAUGAUUUAUGUUGAAUUUUGAGGCCAAUUGACAUAAGCUGAAAGAAAUAUCACUCUUUGAACAGCUUGAAGAAAGCCAAUUUUUUUGAGUAUUUUUCAACAUUGAAAGAAUAUUUUUAGAACUUUAAAUUUAAAUGAAGUGUCUUAUCUUUGUAUACAGCUUAUCUUAACUUAAAAUAGUAAAAAUUUGCUAUUGAG
Molecule: messenger RNA, 3448 nt
Organism: Exaiptasia diaphana
Lineage: Eukaryota; Metazoa; Cnidaria; Anthozoa; Actiniaria; Aiptasiidae
Product: NACHT, LRR and PYD domains-containing protein 12
Exons: 5
Coding region: 401-3094 (897 amino acids)
Biological process (GO): positive regulation of inflammatory response
Cellular component (GO): cytoplasm
Molecular function (GO): protein binding
Source: RefSeq, a predicted model, not a curated record